Messenger RNA from Paramecium pentaurelia, 459 nucleotides. The record is from the annotation of a GenBank genome assembly. NCBI's taxonomy places the organism in Eukaryota, Ciliophora, Oligohymenophorea, Peniculida, Parameciidae.
UCAUGGGAGUUGGUAAACCCAGAGGUAUGAGAGCAGGAAGAAAGCUCAAAGAUCACAGAAGAGUUAACAGAUGGGCUGAUAAAGAAUAUAAUAAGGCUAUGAUUGGAUCAAGAUAUAAGAAUCCAUUUAUGGGUGCAUCACAUGCUAAAGGAUUAGUUGUUGAAAAAAUCGGAGUGUAAAACUAAUUUUAUAAACUUCAUUUAGUGAAUCCAAAUAACCAAACUCUGCUGUCAGAAAGUGUGUUAGAGUGUUAUUGAAAAAGAAUGGUAAAAAAAUUUCAGCAUUCGUUCCCAAGGAUGGUUGCUUAAACUUUUUAAAUGAAAAUGAUGAAGUCACAGUAGCUGGAUUCGGAAGAAAGGGACAUGCAGUCGGUGAUAUUCCAGGGGUCAGAUUUAAGAUUAUUGCAGUUAAAGGAAAGUCACUUUUGGCUUUAUGGCUUGGAAAAGUAGAAAAAUGAGC